CUCCUCGUCAUCGUCUUCCAGAGUGAAGCCAUAGCGGGAAUUUUCCUUCGAAGCAAGAAAAGAAAGGACAGGAAAAUGAGCGAUCGAGCACGAGAUUGGGAUUUCUAUCUCCGGACCGUAUCGAACAGUGCCAGAGACUCGAACUUCGCCAAUGAUCCAGCAUCCGAUCCUUCUCUCCUGCACGCCGUGAAGAAACUCUGCGAUUUUUGUAGACAAGAAGAGAAAUCCUCCGAGGAUUUGGUCGCUAGGGUUUACCCUCAUAUCAACAAGCUCUUCCAACGAUCGAUUGCUUCCCUCUCUCAAUCUCGCUCUUCAAACGGCAUUCUCUUACUGGUCAUUCUUCAAUUUUUCCUUGAUUUUGGAGAGGUGGUUCUGCACGAUGCUGAUCCCAGUCUGAGGACAUUUUUUCGUUCAUGUUUGAGCCGUGAGUUUGCAGAUCCUGUUGUUGCAGAGGCUACCCUUGAUUUUCUAAAUGUAAACAAGAACAAACUUCUUAGUUCUUUCCCCAACUUAUUGCCACAGUUUUUCCCUUUGCUUCUGAAGCUGAUUGCAUGGCACGGAGAAAAGUUAGAAAAGCCGUUUCUCAAGGUUUUUCCAGGAUUGGUCUCACCUGGGUCAUUUCUCCCACUAUUUCCAUCUUUAGUGGACUUGCCAAUCUUGGUUGUGGCAUUGGAAAAGGUGGAACGAAGCUCAGGGUCACUAAUAGGAAGCAGUAUAGCUUCAAUCCAGAAGAGUACGGCUCCUGAGAUGCUACUUGCACUCAUGGAUGAGGCUUAUACUGGUUCUACUAUUGGGGAUGGAGGGGGAGACUCUGAGUCUGAGGAUAGCAGUACGAUAGAUGUGGCUGAUCCUCUAUUUCUUGAACUUCUCAAGGAUGAAAAUGAUGGCCUUGCUGAACGCCACUGGACUUCUCCUGGGGUUGCUGCAGUGCUACAGGCUGCAAUCAAUAGCCCUCAGUCCGAUAGAUUGAGGCAGAUACUCAAUAUGGCACCUCGGCUACUUGAUCUGUAUUUUACUAUAGCUUUGCGUGAUGCAAAUAAUUCAUUAAUCUGUGCAUUAAUUCCCAUUCUGAUGACAAGAAAUUCUGCGUUAUUUCCUGACAAGAACUAUAUGUAUGAGCUUCGCAGAAGGCUUCUAGAAUUCAUGCUUGCUGCAUUUCAGCUUUCUCCAGAUUUUAUUGCACUCUUGAAGAAGCCUAUAAUUGACAGACUCGGGGAGGCAUACGACAGCCCAGAAAAGACAGAACUGGCAUUACAAUUGUGUUGGGCUGUUGGAGAGCACGGCGGGGGUGGUGGAUCUCACAAAGAUGCAGCUAGGGAACUUUUUGAAAGUCUUGAGCUACUUUUGUAUGAAAAUCUUUCAUCUAGUCGGCUAGGCCUGAGGCAGGAGUCUGCUGUUAGUUCUGACAAUAGGAACUUCAGAAAGUCAUCACAAUCAAGGCUUCUGUGUUUUGUUAUCACAGCUAUUUCGAAGCUUGCUACAUAUCACCGUGAACUAUUGCCAAGGGCACGUGUAGCCUUGGGCAAGGUUGCUGGAUCUCGAAUAUCAGAUUCAAGGGUUUGGAGGCGAGCUCGCGAUUAUUUGGGAUUAAUGAAUGAGCCUGCUAUUUGUUUGUCUGUGUUGGGGCCUUCCCGACCUUCACAUGGACAAAUGCACUAUCCAGGCACUGUCAACUGGAAUGAAGGAGGCACAAAAAUGAUUGCACAUAUUCCAUUUUACAUUCUUGGGGAGCAGGAAGGUCCGCCCUUCCAUGAUUUUUCGUUUUCAGAUAUUCUUCCCAGAAGAUGAUAGCAACCAACUUUAUCCUAUAGAAAGGGCAUCCCUGGAGUUCCUAAUUUUAUUGGAGUUUCCAGUUUAGAGAUUUAUCAUUCUUUUUUUCUUGUGAUUAUGAAUUUUUUUGUUAUAACAUUAGAGUGCAUUAGACCCGAAUGAAGUACUGGUAUCAUAGAACAUAAAUGAUCUAUUCUUCUUCCUGGUUGAUUGCUUUGUAUACCUUGAGCUUCUGAAUGAGUGAAUGUACAAACAAAAUUUUUUUAUGGGAAAUGUACAAACAUUUUAAACAAAUAAAUAAAAGAAUUAUAUGUUGAUUAAUA
Theobroma umbraticum is the source of this 2093-nucleotide messenger RNA. Its product is annotated as AP-5 complex subunit zeta-1. The record is from RefSeq and is a predicted model, not a curated record. NCBI's taxonomy places the organism in Eukaryota, Viridiplantae, Streptophyta, Magnoliopsida, Malvales, Malvaceae.